AUGGCAGUGGAGCAUGGCAGUGGAGCAUGGCAGUGGAGCAUGGCAGUGGAGCAUGGCAGUGGAGCAUGGCAGUGGAGCAUGGCAGUGGAGCAUGGCAGUGGAGCAUGGCAGUGGAGCAUGGCAGUGGAGCAUGGCAGUGGAGCAUGGCAGUGGAGCAUGGCAGUGGAGCAUGGCAGUGGAGCAUGGCAGUGGAGCAUGGCAGUGGAGCAUGGCAGUGGAGCAUGGCAGUGGAGCAUGGCAGUGGAGCAUGGCAGUGGAGCAUGGCAGUGGAGCAUGGCAGUGGAGCAUGGCAGUGGAGCAUGGCAGUGGAGCAUGGCAGUGGAGCAUGGCAGUGGAGCAUGGCAGUGGAGCAUGGCAGUGGAGCAUGGCAGUGGAGCAUGGCAGUGGAGCAUGGCAGUGGAGCAUGGCAGUGGAGCAUGGCAGUGGAGCAUGGCAGUGGAGCAUGGCAGUGGAGCAUGGCAGUGGAGCAUGGCAGUGGAGCAUGGCAGUGGAGCAUGGCAGUGGAGCAUGGCAGUGGAGCAUGGCAGUGGAGCAUGGCAGUGGAGCAUGGCAGUGGAGCAUGGCAGUGGAGCAUGGCAGUGGAGCAUGGCAGUGGAGCAUGGCAGUGGAGCAUGGCAGUGGAGCAUGGCAGUGGAGCAUGGCAGUGGAGCAUGGCAGUGGAGCAUGGCAGUGGAGCAUGGCAGUGGAGCAUGGCAGUGGAGCAUGGCAGUGGAGCAUGGCAGUGGAGCAUGGCAGUGGAGCAUGGCAGUGGAGCAUGGCAGUGGAGCAUGGCAGUGGAGCAUGGCAGUGGAGCAUGGCAGUGGAGCAUGGCAGUGGAGCAUGGCAGUGGAGCAUGGCAGUGGAGCAUGGCAGUGGAGCAUGGCAGUGGAGCAUGGCAGUGGAGCAUGGCAGUGGAGCAUGGCAGUGGAGCAUGGCAGUGGAGCAUGGCAGUGGAGCAUGGCAGUGGAGCAUGGCAGUGGAGCAUGGCAGUGGAGCAUGGCAGUGGAGCAUGGCAGUGGAGCAUGGCAGUGGAGCAUGGCAGUGGAGCAUGGCAGUGGAGCAUGGCAGUGGAGCAUGGCAGUGGAGCAUGGCAGUGGAGCAUGGCAGUGGAGCAUGGCAGUGGAGCAUGGCAGUGGAGCAUGGCAGUGGAGCAUGGCAGUGGAGCAUGGCAGUGGAGCAUGGCAGUGGAGCAUGGCAGUGGAGCAUGGCAGUGGAGCAUGGCAGUGGAGCAUGGCAGUGGAGCAUGGCAGUGGAGCAUGGCAGUGGAGCAUGGCAGUGGAGCAUGGCAGUGGAGCAUGGCAGUGGAGCAUGGCAGUGGAGCAUGGCAGUGGAGCAUGGCAGUGGAGCAUGGCAGUGGAGCAUGGCAGUGGAGCAUGGCAGUGGAGCAUGGCAGUGGAGCAUGGCAGUGGAGCAUGA
Molecule: messenger RNA, 1395 nt
Organism: Closterium sp. Yama58-4
Lineage: Eukaryota; Viridiplantae; Streptophyta; Zygnematophyceae; Desmidiales; Closteriaceae
Source: the annotation of a GenBank genome assembly